AUGGGCCACUAUGGGUUUUUAGUACCGGACAGCUAUGUCCAUGAAGUUCCUGGAGAAGUCGACAUGAAUACCGCCAGCAUUCUUUGGGGCUUUUCUCUCGGAGUUGCUGUCUUUUCAGUUGCCAAAGCAUCGAAGCAGAGUUGGAAGGUAUGGAAGAGAUGUCAGCGGGUAACAUCUUAUGUCGCCAUGAUCUGGGCGGUUUGGCUCAGCAGUAUGGUCCUGGGCUGCUUAGCUUGGGGAUUUCAGCGGCAGUACAUCGUCCCAAGCUUUGGCUUUUACUUCUCCGUUGCUCUGUUUUGGGCACUUCAAGUCCAGUUUCUUCUUCAGAUCAUCCUCAACCGCCUCGGUCUCUUGAUGGCAGUCCCCGGCCAAGCCGCGCGUCUUAAAUGGAUUGUGUUUGCGAUUAUCCUGGCAGUCAACAUCAGCGUCUUUGUCAUCUGGAUGCCAGCGCGUCUGCAGAUCAGCGACAGAUGGAUAUGGCUGAACAAUAUCUGGGAUAGGUGUGAGAAAGUGAUCUUUGCGCUGGUCGAUGGAGCGUUGAAUGCAUAUUUCAUCUACCUUGUUCGGUCGAGACUUAUCGAGAAUGGGUUAACAAAGUACAUUCCCCUCUAUCGGAUGAAUCUGUUUCUCAUUUUCAUCUCCCUUUCAUUGGAUGUUGUCCUAAUUGGCCUCAUGUCUUUACCAAGUACCUUGGUCUACCUCUCGUUCCACCCAGUCUGCUACCUUCUCAAACUCCAAAUCGAGAUGAAAAUGGCCGAACUCAUCUCGAAGAUUAUCCGUUCAUCAGGCACAACAGGAAAAGAGAUCUAUGCUCCCCUCUCCAGCGCGAACCCUGCAAAGGUUAUGGCAACAAAUACUAUAACCAAACCAUCUUCCACCUAUUCGGGUGUCUUUGGAGCAUUACAUGGAAACGUCACAACACUCGUCGAAGCUGGCGAUCGCGACAGCUCCUUUGAGAUGGAGCACUCGGGGCCCGAAAGCCGAAAGGUGCCGGUUGGGGAAUUUAUGCCCAACGGUCUAGGUACCGAUCCGCCUUUGACGUCGGAGGACCCUACACUUGGUUACAAAUUGUUCCACGUCAUGUUACGCAUCCGGGACCCUGUGAAAUCUUUACACUUCUAUAUCGACCUGAUGGGAAUGCGAACAGUUUUCACUAUGGACACCGGCCCCUUUACGAUUUACUAUCUUGGCUACCCUCAAACGGACGAGCAUCGGGCAGAUCUUGGUAAAUUUGGACGUGAUACUCUAGCUCAGUUAGCCUACACCCCGGGACUUAUUGAGCUGUACCAUGUACACGGGUCAGAAAAUGAGCCUGAGGGCUACUACAGUACUGGAAACCAACCACCGAAUCUGGGCCUCGGACAUAUUGGCUUCUCCGUACCUGAUGUUCCCUCCGCCGUUGAACGGUUCAGGAAUCAUGGUGUUGAGGUGGUUAAGGAAUUAGGUGCUGUCAGUCGAGAAGAUGUGCCCUUAAGCCAAUGGGAAGCUGAAAAGAAAAUUGGACUGGGUGAUCUUCAUCCUGGUUACCAGCAUAUAUUUGGACAGAUUGCGUUUGUGAAAGAUCCGGACGGAUAUACUGUUGAAUUGGUUCCCCAGAAACUUCGAGAAUAA
Messenger RNA from Fusarium tjaetaba, 1611 nucleotides. Its product is annotated as lactoylglutathione lyase. Bases 1 to 1611 code for a protein of 536 amino acids. The record is from RefSeq and is a predicted model, not a curated record. Gene Ontology annotation, molecular function: lactoylglutathione lyase activity; metal ion binding. Lineage: Eukaryota; Fungi; Ascomycota; Sordariomycetes; Hypocreales; Nectriaceae. The transcript has 7 exons.